Molecule: messenger RNA, 330 nt
Organism: Cinara cedri
Lineage: Eukaryota; Metazoa; Arthropoda; Insecta; Hemiptera; Aphididae
Source: the annotation of a GenBank genome assembly
AUGCUCACCAACGGAUACGACGGCGAGGUGUGUUGGUCUUCGGCCGCUACUCUGGAAACGCGUUAUCGUUUGAUCUUUGAGACGGUGACUGGAAAUGGCGGCUGCCGCAUGGGACUUUGGCGAUCUGCAGUCCGUUGGGCUGGUGAACAAUCUUCAGCUAAAAAUAUUUCAAACAUAAGUAAAAUGGCCCAUUUAUAAAUAUUAUUGUUACUAGUUAUUAAGUAUUCACGAGAACUGGGCGGAAUGUCGUAUUGUAAAACCAGCGGAGACGACAGCGAUGUGUUUGGUCUUUGGUUGCCCUGCCGGCACGUUACCGUUUUCUUGGGAUGA